Amyelois transitella is the source of this 1466-nucleotide messenger RNA. Its product is annotated as dynein regulatory complex protein 10-like. The transcript has 10 exons. NCBI's taxonomy places the organism in Eukaryota, Metazoa, Arthropoda, Insecta, Lepidoptera, Pyralidae. The record is from RefSeq and is a predicted model, not a curated record. The coding region runs from base 75 to 1412 and encodes 445 amino acids. Gene Ontology annotation, molecular function: protein binding.
GUCUUGUUGGUGUUUUGGUUGAUAUGCGGUGCUCAUAAUCUUAGCCGAAUUAGUGUUCUAAUAUCUCAUAUUGAAUGGAGACUCAAUCGUCAGCCGGGACUCUGCAGUCCCCCUCCACAUAUUCAGAAAGUGGGUCUAAGACUGGGAGCAGCAGGUCUGCGGCCAGUGCUGGAACUGAUAAGGACAGAGAUUUGACGAAGGAUAAUGCCGCGUCCCCCAUAGACCUAGAAUGCCACAUCCAGGCUGAGCGAAUCACAAAGAUCCUGGACGAGGCGGUGUACAAAACAAAAUUAGCGAUAUGUUUACCAGCACUAGUGGAGGAAUACAAGACGCUGGACUCCAUACUCUCCGCCAAUAGCAUGGAAGACUUGACAUUCAUCUUCGAACAAUAUGACAAUCCGCUUUUCUCAACCAGCUUGUUGAAUAUGGCUGCUAUGGAAGAUAUUCAAGCUGGUGAUACUUCACUGAAGAAUCGACUCAACCCAGAACUGGGUCAUUUGAUGUACAUCUUGAACAGCUACCCUGAACUGAAACCGAAAGUGGAAGACAUAGUUCGAGAGAUGAAAAUACAGUAUGAAAAAACUGGGGAGAUACCUACGGACGGCUUUGGUUAUCUCCUGACAUUGGAACAGUUCAGGGAGCUGAUGAUAAUCCAGAUGAGUACCACAGCUGCUGAUGAGCUUGCUGCUAAAAUCAGCACCAGGAAACUUGAGGGCUCCAAUGAAAGACUCAUUGGACAUAUUAAUGAAUACACGGCAACAAUAAAAGAAGAGAAUCAGCGCUUUGAGCAGACCAUGGUCGUCAAGGCAGAGAUCAUCCAGCGACUGGAGCAAGAACUGGCAUUCUUGCAUCACGAGGCCACUAUAAAGUUGCAGAAAAAAAUUCUAGAUUCAGAUCGCCAGAUGGUGCUAGCGACACGCGCCCACACAGUCAAGGCAGAGAUGCUGAAAGAGGAAGAGGUGGAAUCUCGGGAGGCAUACGAGUCCUUGCUGAGAAGUCAUUUGAUCGAAGAGAAGAACCAAAGGGCGAGAAGGUUCAAAGUGGAAACCCAGCUGCUCUCAUGGCUUCAGAAAUAUGAUUUAGAGAUGGGAGAUAAGCAAGUGGAGCUGGACGAGUUCACGGAGAAGUAUGAAGAAGAAGUCCGCAAAUGUGAAGAAUUGGAGGAAAAACUAGCUGAGCAGAAUAAGGAAUACGAGCCGCUGAUGGCAGAAAGAGAGGCGGAAUAUCACCAAGAGAUGACGGAGAAGAUGAACAAGUUCCUUAUUGAGCACGCGGCCAGGGUCAUACAGUCCGCAUGGCGGGAGGUGCUUGCGAACCGCGCAGAGAAGAAACGGCUGAAGAAACUACAAAAGAAAAUGCAAGCGGCCGCAGCGGCCGCCGCCGCAGCAGAGAAAAAAGGAGGGAAGAAAUAAGAUCUGUAAUUUUAUUGGACGUAUUUUUUGUGUAUCUAACUAGAUUUAAUGUUU